AUGAUUACGGCGUUGAGAGCAAAGAACAAACUUGGUUUGGUUGAUGGGUCAAUACCAAAGCCGAAUGUGGCGAAGGAAUUGCAGCAACGGACUCGCUGCAAUGAUAUGGUCAAGUCAUGGUUGCUGAAUUCCCUUUCAAGGGAGAUAUCCCCAAGUGUGAUUUACUACGAUCUUGCUCAUGAAAUUUGGGAAGAAUUGAAGGAAUGCUUCUCAGGAGUGAGUAGUCUGCAUGUAUCUCAGAUCGAGCGAGAAAUUCAUAACCUUGCUCAAGAUACUUUGUCUGUGGUGACAUAUUUUACUAAGUUGAAGGCCCUCUGGAAUGAGUUAUCAGCCCUUUGUCCUAUACCUUCAUGUACUUAUGGUGCAAGGAAUGAUGCUCUCCUAUAUCAACAGAGACAAAGAACUAUGAAAUUCCUCAUGGGUCUGAAUGAAUCAUAUUCACUGUUCGUGGGCAAAUUCUAUUGA
This is a messenger RNA of Rhododendron vialii, 465 nucleotides long. RefSeq lists its product as uncharacterized. The coding region runs from base 1 to 465 and encodes 154 amino acids. NCBI's taxonomy places the organism in Eukaryota, Viridiplantae, Streptophyta, Magnoliopsida, Ericales, Ericaceae. The record is from RefSeq and is a predicted model, not a curated record. The transcript has a single exon.